UUUCGUGCCCAUAGUGACAAGUUAACGGGGGAUAACUUCGAGACCAAUUGAAAACGUCUCCCCUGCGGCUGGGUCAGUCCCAGGAGGGCGUAGAAAGCAAGCCGUGCGCUUCCCGUAUUCUGCAACGCCGCUGCACGUUUUCCUAUUGCGUAGCCCUGUGCCGGGACAGGGCGCAAAGCAGUCUUCUCUACGGCCGCAAUCAUGAUAUUGCAAGACUGUGCAGUUCCGGGCUCCGGCUCGCCUCCUUAGCAACCUGUGAGUUACCCCACCUGUCAGGUUUGUUGAGCUGAGAACCUGCUAGGAGUCCGGCGGAGUUCACAUAGUUUGCAACUCCUGGACGGGCCCUUCAUCUACAUAAUGCCGGGAGCAGAGAAGGUCUUAUCAGAGGAACUGCGGGGUGUGUGUUGCUUUUGACGCACCUGCCGUGAUUCGCCGGAAGUUUCGCCUCGGGGGUAGAGAGAGGGAGAGAGAGUGAAGGUCUGGUAUGUUCAGCAGGAAAGGAAUCCCAGACACAGGAAUCCGGCUGGACCAGACUGGGCAAACCCGAGGGAGAUAAGCACUCGAGGUCCGUUCAUUGCAGCGCAGAGACUCGGAGCCUGGGAGAGACGCGCACAGGACUGACUUGGUCUGCCCAGACAACUCGCCGAACUGUCCCGAGGGGGGUUUGCACAGGAGAGACUGCGGGCACCGCGGCGGGUGAUGACCCGUGAAAAAGAGCUGAGCAUCCGCUAAAUUUAUAGGUUGUCAGAUUUGCUUUAACGCCCCCUCACAGACACACACACAAACAAACAAAGCAGCGUCUAAUCCGGAGAGUCUGUCGCCUCCAAGAUCAGGAAUGGCGAGCGGUUCGGCGGUGGUCCCGGACGACUCGGUUUUCUCCGACUUCAGACGGCAGUGCCAGUCUAAAGAGAACUGGGUCAGCAAGUACCGCCACGGCGGGAUGGAGGUCUGGGUCGAGGUGGCCCCGGUGCCGGCGGCGCAGGACAGGGGGAAGAACCACGUGUCUAAAGUGCACAAGAUCAAGUGCAAGAUGACCAUCAACGACGUGUCGGCGGCCACCAUGUACGACGUUCUGCACGACGGCGCAUACCGCAAGAAAUGGGACCCCACCGUGCUGGAGAGCUACGAUAUCGCCCGCAUCACGGACAACGCCGAUGUGGGGUACUACUCUUGGAUCUGUCCAAAGCCGCUGAAGAACAGAGAUGUGGUGACCCUGAGGGCCUGGCAGGUGAAGGACAACGCAUACAUGAUCAUCAACUACUCCGUCAAGCACCCGAAAUACCCCCCCCGUAAGGACCUGGUGAGGGCGAUCUCCAUCCUGACGGGGUACCUGCUGGAGCCGACUGGGCCCGACAGCUGCACCUUCACCUACCUGUCGCAGGCCGACCCUAAAGGUUCUCUUCCGAAGUGGGUGGUGAACAAGGCCUCGCAGUACCUGGCUCCGAAGGUGCUGAAGUGCGUGCACAAGGCCGGCCAGCAGUAUCCCGAGUGGAAGAAGCACAACUCCCCGGACAAGAAGCCCUGGUACCACCCCGAACAGAGCACCCUGCCCUCAAUGGAGGCGUCGGAGCUGGCUAUCCAGCGCGGAGAGUCCCUGGAGAACGUGGACGAGAGCGGGGUGAGGGAGAGCCGGGAGAACGAGGAGGCGGAGGACAGCAGCUGAGACGCCCGCUCUCAUCGGCUCCGCAGCUCUGCAGUUCAUCCGUCAGAGCCACCAGGAAAGGGACACGAUUCCUGGGAGAGCGCGGGGGCGUCGGACCCUUUCUAAACCUCUUUCACCCGUCUGGCCUUGUUCGAUUUCAGAACAGGACAGCGGGAUUUAAAAAAACUGGGAAUGGGCAUUCAGUGCUUGCGUGGCAGACUUUACAAUUAGAGUGCGUCUGUAACGUUCGCCAGAAUCACUCACAAGGCAGAAAACCUGAAAAAUCAAACUUCCAGUCCCCUUCCUGGUAUUUUAAAAUAGUUGGUCAUGUUAAAUUGAGCUUUUUGUCUUUUUCAGAUGUCAUGAGCACCAUUUCCUUUUCUGUACAAAUCUGUGAUUUAGGAACUGUAUGGUAUUCGUCUCCCUUCCCCUUUUUGAUUCCUUUAAAAUGGUGCUAAUGCCAAACCUGACAAUGAGAAAAUGACAAAUACGAAAACCUGUAUUCUCUUCUUUAAGUGUUCUAGAGCAGGGCUGAGCGACCUGAUCCCUGGUUUUAUUCCAUCUCUGAUAUUCAGUUGCUUGUUUGCAUUAAGUAUGAAAUAAGUAGCUGCAUCACCUGUUGCUUUUACAGGGAAGAACAGUGACAAACGAGAUGCCAUUCAGUCCAACUGGCCCAUUUGGUUACUUCAUUGCUAAUUGAUCACAGGUUUUCAUGCAGCAGCUUCUUGUAAGAAGUCGGGGGAUCAGCUGAAGCAGCUGCGCAGCUUGUUCCAUACUCCCACAACCCUUUGGGUAAAGAAACGCCUCCUGUUCUCAGUUUUAAAUGCACACAGUAGUUUCUACAGUAUAUGGGAAAAACCUUUUAAUCUAUAUGUGUAAAACCUACAGCGCACUUACCUAUAAGAAUGGGUGGGUUUCUCAUCCCUGGUUUAAAGUAUUUUUUGUGGCCAAAGGUUAUGCACUGGUGGUCAUUUAUUUUAAUUAAUAAGCUGCUUUUAAAGAAUCCAUCCAUGGCGUGAGGCUGAGGCCUGGCCCUAGUUCUCUAUUGCUGGGGAAGCCCAAUCAUUUUACUUUUCCAUCCACUGUGAGCAGAGCAGAAAUGGAGCGAAGUUGUUCCCAGGGAGAUUCCGUGCCAUCUCCUCUCUGCCUCAUUUUUAGAAGAGUUUUGGCUUGUCUGCUGAGCCAUGUAACAAGCAAUCCUGCAGCAGGCCUGCCUCUGCUCGGGAUUUGUGUUUCACAACAUUUAAACAGGACGUGGCACUUCUGGCUGCAGAACUGUGAUACCCUGUCUGACAACGGGUUAGCAACAAAUCGGAUCCAUUUUUCCUCCCAGCAUGACGAUGGGGUAUCCUUUUUUUCUGAAUCCAGUUGCAGAGGUUGCACAGUUAUGUUUUUUUGAGGGAGAGACGUGAUCGGUCGUAACGCAAAGUGGAGGAUUAACACUCUCUUUUCUCUUGAAUCUCCGGCGGCGCACAGAAGUCUUAAGGUUUAACAAACUGAAACAUCGCAGGUCAUUUGGAGACUCUUGCUGAAAAGAGGCCUGGUAACAGACCUGAGCAUUGUUGUCAAACAACCUGCAAGCUGUUGCUAAAGGUUCGAGUGACUGCUGGGCCUCUGGGCCUGCUUGUGCAAUGCUAUCCUAUACCCUCGGUGAGGUGCAGGUGUCUGGUUACAGAGCGCUGCCCCUGCCUUGCAGCCCUGUCCUUCACCGAAACUCUCCGCUGGAAGGAAUGCAGCCCGGCGACUUUCAGACCAAAUCACACAAGCGCCAAGGUGCCUCUCCUUUCUGAAGUGCCUAGCCUUUUCUUUUUGUUAUUGUAUCUUUAUUUUCAAAGAGAAGAACGUUUAGGUCAUAUUUAAUUUAAGAGAGAGUGUUUUCUAUAAUUGAGGUAGCGGAACAGUGGGUUGUUUUUUUCCGCUAGUUAUGAGAAUCCAUUAAAUAAAUAUUUCCGUUUAUUUCUUCUGGAA
This is a messenger RNA of Lepisosteus oculatus (spotted gar), 3610 nucleotides long. RefSeq names its product START domain containing 14 (gene stard14). NCBI's taxonomy places the organism in Eukaryota, Metazoa, Chordata, Actinopteri, Semionotiformes, Lepisosteidae. The record is from RefSeq and is a predicted model, not a curated record. Gene Ontology annotation, molecular function: lipid binding.